This is a messenger RNA of Caenorhabditis auriculariae, 27799 nucleotides long. The record is from the annotation of a GenBank genome assembly. Lineage: Eukaryota; Metazoa; Nematoda; Chromadorea; Rhabditida; Rhabditidae.
AUGUACCACUGUGUGGCCCAAACAAGGAAGAAUGAAAUUUUGAAGAUUUCAAGCAAUAAAGAAGUCGAGGGCAGAGGUAUGUUCGGCUUGUCGCAUAAUCUGAACUUUUGAGUUUUUCGAAGAGCUUUCACGAAAAGAAGAGAAGUAUGUGUUGCCGACGAGUGAUAUCCUCGAGGCGAAGUACGUCGUCGGCGCUCCAUCGCUCUUUGCUUGUGUCGCAAUGGCCAAAACUAUUGUGACCAGGUGUUUCAACUUCACUUUUUUUUGAAUCUUCUUUCUCUUUUUCUUUUUUUGGAGAGAUUCGAAGAAAAAAUAGAGAAACCAGCAGAGAGAUAAGCUAACGAGGAGAUAGGAAAAACUAGCAAAUUUUCCAGUUUUCCUAAAUUUUGCAUUUCGAUUUUACUGCUGGCUCCAAUCAAGUAUGAAAGACUGAAAAACAGUAUUACAAAACAAAAAAGUAGUUUUUUAAUCUUUUUCUUUUGUGAAAAGCUAGUAGACGCAGAAUUCGUGACCGAUUCCAGAAAAUUACAUCUAAAAAAUUUUAAUUCGCAGAUUUGGGCAAAAGUUGGAGAAAUUAAACAAUCUUCUCAUCUCGGAGGACGAUCCAGGAACCAGUUGUCAAAAUGCAGAGGAAAUCCACCGCAAAUCGUCGAAAACGGUACUUGAGCAUUCGUAAGCGCAGAAGACUUACAUUCAAAAAAAAGUUCCUGAAAUAUUUGGAAGUCCGUUUUCUGUUGAAAUGACGGUUUUGCAGGCGGAUCAGCUGGUCGGAGCCAGUCUUUCUUGCGUUUUCGAAGUUCUUCAGGAGCUGAGCCGUCGCGACACGGAUCUCUGUGUUCAGGCACUCGAUUCGCUACUUUCUCUUCUACAGGUCCGGAAAACGUUUAUGUAUACUUUUCAACCUGCUGAGACUUGAGGAAGAUAUUUUUUCCUCUUUCGUUCGUUUCAGCUGGAGUAUAUCCAAAAACGUCUUGGGAACUAAGCAAAGAUUACAAAAAGUAAAAUAACAGUUCCGUUGAGUUGUGGAAAUAACAACCCUUGCAAAUAUCACAAAGCUGUUUUUCCUGUUCAAUUUUCUGAAAAGUUUAUCUUGUAACUUUGAGUAGCAGUAAGUUCAAUUGUGAAAAGAUUUAUCAAUAUAGUAGCGGAGAAACAUUUGCAACAAAGAAAAACCAGCGUAUUCUGCAGACGAUGCCGAUAGAAGGCCUUCGACACGAAAACAAGGCGUCGGUAGGGGCGAUGGCCAAGGUUCUGAGACAGCUUCGCGAAGAAGGACCUCCCUCGGUAGUCGGACGGGCUUCUUCUUGUCUGGCGGCCCUCGCCGUCGCUUCUGGAGAGCCAGAACUGCUCUCUUCUGCCAUCCAGUCUCUCGUCUGCGUCGAACGUCUUCCAGUCGCCGUCAGUUUUUCUGCUUCUAAAAACGCUAUCUUGUCAAGAAUUUCUUCCUUUUUAUUAUGUUUAAGAACCCUUUUUUUCUAAAUUUUAAUCUCUAUUGAGUUUUGUGUUGUUUAAUUUGGUCCGAGACAGCGAUGAGCUCGCACAAACAUGAGAUCAUCAUCAUAGUUUUUUUUUUUGAUUUUUAGAUGACCGAAUUUCUUUUUGUUCUCAGUUCUAUUUUGUCCUAAAAUAUAUCAAACCUAAGGGCAGGUUAACUUUCUGAUUAAAAAUCGAUCGUUUUUUUCUUUUUCCAGAGUUCUGAAUCUUCCUUCGACCAGAUUCAAUUACCAUCAAAUUUACACCGGUUGCUGUUAAACAUUCGUCAGAAAGUCUCUCACCGGCAAAAGUCAAGGUAUCAGGAACUUUUUUUCCAUUCUCAUCAUUUGAUCAUUUAUGCGACGCGAAAAUUCAACUGUUGUGUGCGAUUUUAUGUCUUUGGUUUCGUGGAUGAAGAAAAGAAAAAUUGACUUUUUUUUAUGAUGUUUUUCUUUCCAUUUGGACGUAAAAUUUUUUGUUUGUCUGUUGACAUUUCUUAACUAAGAUAGCCUUCAAGUAAAAAAGGCGGAAUUUGUAGCCCAAACUGGUCGUCGACAUGUCUGAAAGAGCACAAAACGACGUGUUCCUUCGACUUGCCAUUGCUGCCGAACGACUCGCCGGUGGACUCCCCCGACGAUGAUCAUCGACUGUUUUCGGCCAUCGCCUGCGACGGUUUCGUCUAUUUCCCUAGCCGGCUCAUGUCCUUGCAGGAGUUUAUGUGUACGUUUUGAACUACGUCGGUCUUUACAAACUCGGGACGGGACUCCAAGAAACGAUUAUCGGCCGACUCUACACUUCCAACCAGUCCCUCAAAGCAACGUUCGUUUUUGUUUCAAAGUCAUGAAAAUAUUGAGCGAUAUGGAAAUAAUUCUUUUCCAGAAUUAUUUGAAAGUUUUUUUGAAAUGAAGAUGAAUGUUAGUUAUAUUUGUUUUUUGUUUCAUAUUCAUCUCCCUUUUUCUCUUAUAUGAAAGAAUAAACGCUUAUGGAAAAAAAAAGAAGGUAUAAGUUAUUUUUAUUAUAUGAAAGGUGUAGGUGGAGUUCAAACUAAAUUAUUUUCGUUGAAAUUUCGUUUAGAUUUGCUCUCUAAGGCUUUUUUCCCCUUACGCAACCUUUCUUAAAACACUUUUGCAGUAAGUCUAUAAAUUUCUGAUACUUUUAACAGAAUUUUGAAAAUUAAAUUGAAAAUAUCGAUAACUUGACUCAAGUUGACUUGAGGCUAGCGAUUGAGCAUAGCUUUGUGGAUUUUUCCGCCACCUACCUCUUAUUUCGAUCAGACAGUGUCGAUCUGAUUUCAGAAAGAAUUGUAUGCUGACCUUCUGCAACAGCUCUUUGUAUCUGCGCCGGAACCAAUCGUCGUGCGUCAGCGUCAUCGACGUGGACACUCUGUCGGACAUCGGCGAGAUCAUUCUUUCCUCUGGCGGCUUCCAAAACGCGAUAUUCUCCGAUGGAUACACCUUCUUCAACGCGAUCCUGGCUGCGAAUUCGACUCUCUCGGUAACGGAGAACCUUUUGUCCAUCUCAGCCUUUCCGCAGGUGAUCCCCCUCAACGACUCUUUCGUCCCGCAGCCCGAAAACGCGGCUCGCAAGAAAUAUCGACUAACGGAUGUUUCAUUUGCCUGUUAUGGCGAAGACCGACCGAUCCCCUACCAGCUGCCGCAAUACCUGCCAUCCAAACCUACAUUGUUCGAUCAGUUUUGUUACUUUUGUGGGAAAAGAGGAUUUUCAGCGCAGGCGGUCGACUUGCAUUUGGGAAAAGAAGUAGCUUUUUUACAAGCAAGAUCCGGCAAAGUCUACUACGCGGGAAAUGGCAAAAGAUUUGGUCUACAUGUAAGUUUUCAGAACUUUAUCAAAAAUCUCAUAGAUGAGCCUUUGCAGGAGACUGGAAACGUUUGGAUGGAAUUGGUCCUUCCAGAGCCGGUUGUGCAGGUUUCCGUAGGGUCGGAGAACAUCAUGUUCCGGUCAGGAGCCGGGCACGCCUGGAUCGCCGGUUCGGAUGAGAAGAACCGCGUGGGACGGCUGCGUCGUCUAGCCACUGCCAAUAGGUUUGCUGGGAGGCUAGGAAGAAAUUUUGAGAAGAAUUCCAUCUUUUGACGGAAUUCCAAAAAGGAAGUGGAUAUAGAAAAAAUGAAAAGGAAAGUAGUGAAGGAUCUGACACGAGUCUUCAAAGUAUUUAAUUAGCGUCUGCAAAAAUCUAACUUUGCUUCAAAAAAAAAAAAUGAAAAAGCUGUGAAGUUCAUUAUCACACAGUGUUUCGAAACGGGCGAGCGCAGGCGAAAACAAUGGUCGUCUCAAUGGAGCGAAAACGCGAGUUCCUUCUAACGCAACGCGGUGCGGCGCGUGUCAACCUCUCAAAAAUUUAAUUCAAUUUAAAUAUAGUUUUUUUCUCUUUUUUUCUCGCGUAUUUUUUUCUAGAUUUUCGUUUCGUCUGUUGUGUAAUAUAACCGUGUUGGAUGCCACGGCGUUCCUGAGGGGGGUGAGGGAAGGGGAGCAAGGCGUCAAAGUUUCUGAAUUUACAGAAAAAAUUUAGUGCGCGCUACGGAUAAAAUUACGUCACGUGACGUCACAAUUAAACAUUCAACGUUAAUAACUUGUUUGUUCGAUCGCCUUCGGCUGAAGUACUGUAGAUUUCAAAUUUCGCGCCAAAAUUUUUUUGACGUCUUGCCACCCCGUUUGGGAACGCCGUGGAUGCGUUUGAGAGGUACUUGAGUUAAUUUUUGAUCGAGAAGGUCCCGAAAUUUCGACUAAAAUGACAUUUUGACGAGUAACUUUUUUUGCAGAAGCUACUUGGUUCAUGUUUUUGUUUUAAAAUGCUCAGAAUGAGAUUGUUAAGAUGAACGCCCGUAGAUUUUUCAAAGUUUUUCGACGUUUUACAAAAACAUAUGUUGUCUAAAAAUGACUUUUUGAGUUAUAAAUUUUUGUGCCGAAGCUAAUUGGUUUUUUUCUGUUUCAGAAUAUCCAGAAUGCGUUUUGUGAUGGAACCGUCAUCGGUUUUUUUCCUUCAAAAAAAUGUUUUAGGACUACACGCGACGAAUUGUCCUGAAAAAAAGGCAUUUCGUGUGAUAAAUCUUUUGGCAAAAAGCGAUUCCGUUCGUAUUCCAUCUUCAAUAGGUUCAUUGUGCGUUGAAAUAUAUUAAAACUACUAUAUAAGUUCAAGGAGGCCUUGAAAAAAACACUAUUCAACGCUAUGUUUUCAUCCAGUAAAUGCACAAAAAUCGGCUCCUAAUGUCGCGCCCCCAUUGCACACAGCCACGCCCAAUGACCACAUCUGCCGCCUGUUUGGGAACACUGUGUAUCAGGUUAAAAUUUGAAAAGAGAAGUACAAAAAAAAAGCGAAAUUCGAGUAUUUUUUUCAUACUUUGCCAGACUAUAUAGGAGUUCCCGCCCGUACAUAUACAGUUCGAGCUUUUAAAAAAUCAGUCAGAAAAAAGAUUUUUUUUGUAAAAUAUAAUUUGAAAAAAAAUAAAACUGUAUUAUUUGAUCCCUAUCAAAUCGAAAAAGCCCCAAAGUUAAAGUAAGAAAUUCCUUCGUUUUUCAUUGAGAUUUUUCUGUUGAGUUGGCUGAAGCUGAUUCCAGAAGAAAAACAGUGAGCGUAUGCUGCUCUGGUUCCAUGUAUGCCUACGUGACCGAGAACGGGAAAGUUUUCGUGGGCGGACGUCACACGAUGCGGGUGCACGCCUCUACAGACAUGCUCACCGGCCUCGAAAACGUCCACAUGGUAUUGGGAGAGGCUUCGAGCCGUUCAGAACUCGUUCAGGCGUCGGUUUAUCUGGCUAAAACUCACGGAGCCGCGAUUUCUCGCAGCGGACAUCUCUACACCUGGGGACUGAACAACCUGAACCAAUGUGGAAGGGAGGUUUUUCCGAGGAGUCUUUGUAACACGCUCAUGAUCCUUCUUCCAGCAGCCGUCUUCCGCCGUCUCUGCCACUCCACGACAGGACUCCAAGGCUCCGAAGAACAUUUGCGGUCCAAGUGAACAUAUUUGGGUGAAGGUACUGCGUCUUCCCCGAUAAGCCCUUCAGAAAGUAGUUCAGGACAUGCCGUCGAUGUGCGCGCAGUGCGGAUUGUGUUCUUCGCGAGGGUCCGCCUGCGGACGUCUCCCGAGAGCUCAAGGGACGAUUUGUCCGUGUGGCACUGGCGAGUCUACCUGUCUCAAAUGCGGCUUGUGCCGUCCUUGCGGGGAGACGACCGAGCCGGUUGCUCUGGGAGUCCCGCAGCACGUCCCAUUCAGCUCCGCCGUCUCUCCUUCACGGCAUGCCGUGUCUCCAGGAAGAGUCACGCUCACCAAAGGAGCUCACGAUGCAAAGGUUUCUUUAGGAUAAUAUUUCCUAUUUGCAAACUAUAUUUAGAUGAAACUUGUUUAUAAAAAAACUGAAAUUUGUUCGAAAAAAAAUUUUUUUUUACGAUUACCAUUCAGCAUUUCAAUAAACGGGUAUGCUCUAGGCUAAAUUAGGGACAUAAAAUUGAUUCGGCAUUAAAUUUUGUAAAAAGUGCUAAACUUCUCAAAUAUAAAAAACUAAAUUGCAAGUGCACUAUAUUUUUUGACCAUUCGCUUUCUCGCUUUGUAGAGAUUAUAGAAAACUCGAAAAAUUCGUACUGAAAUAAACUUCUCCGAAAAGUUAUACAAAAAAAUUUUUUAUAGUAUGUCCGCUUUGAUCCAAUUGUGUUUUGGAGACUGCUCAAUAAGAUUUCGAAAACGAACGCAUCAUAUUUAACACCCAAAUCAGUAAUCGACUUAUGAUUCCUUGAAAAUGAGUGUAGUUCUUUUUACAAAGGAAGUGUCUGAGGCAAACAUUGCUGAUCUGUUUUAGAGUGCUGUGGUAAGUAGUCCUAGUUAUAGGUACUUGAAACCAAAAAUAAUUUUCUGCUAAGCGCCAUAGGGUAAGAAAUAGCUUAAGUGAAAAAUAGUAAGAAAUUCGACAUAAGUAAGAAAUAGCCUGGUUAAAGUUUACGAAAAAAGCUCGAAAACGAAAUUUUUCGGACUUCCGCUUUUAGAACAACUGCAUCUUGAGAGAAUAUUUUGUAGGUAUCAUCUGUGAGUUGCGGUAACUUCCACACUGUCAUUUUGGCUGCUGAUAAACGGGUUUUCACGUUUGGCUCCAACUGUCAUGGUCAGCUGGGAACAGGAAACAGUGCUUCGAAGAGCACGCCGCAGCUGGUAUUCGACGAAUGAAUGCGCGUUCUACCUAAAUUCUGAGCUCCAGGUGAAACUUCCUGCAGACGCGGUCAUCGUGCAGGUGGCGGCCGGAGCGAAUCACACGGUUCUGCGUAGUUCCGAUGGAUCCGUUUUCACUUUCGGUGCACACGCUAAGGGACAACUUGCUCGGUAGAGAUUACAGUAUUUUGAUAGAGAUCUUGGUAUUUUUUUCUCUUUUUAGAUAGUUUCACUUCGAUUUCGAACCUAUAGCGUAAUAUUGGAAAAAAACUUAUUGAAAAAAAGUCCGAACGGAAAAUUUUUCGAAUAUUCUCGAGCUUCUCAAAUAAUACGGUAACAGGCCGGCUGGAAAAACAGCCACGUGGUAUGCGAUGCCGGAACGCGUACCAGGCUACGGUCCAGGGUUUUCUGCGUUUGCCGCUUGGAUCGGAGCACAUGGUGACGUCACUCUGGUUCACAGCCAUGCUGCUCUUCUGAACAAUGACGAAGUUGUCAGUUCUCAAAUUGUGGCCAGCAAGGUAUUUCGUCGUGCUCACAUCUGAUAGCCAUCUUCAGAACGACAUUUUUAUUUUUCCACGAGAGAUUGGCAAGGACUACAUCGUGAUUCGUCGGAAACACAACACUUUCGAACACUACUCCAUCGGCGCGGACGGUCUUUACACUUCGUUAGUCUGAAAACGUUUCGAAUAAUAAUCUUGUCGUAGAUGGGCUCUGGAGUCUCGUUUCGACUUGCUCUGGAGCUACAACGCGGCCGAGAUGAGAGUCCAGGCGUUGAGUAUCUACGCUCACGAAUCGAAGGAGGUUCCUCUCUGCAUUUUAUUUUUUCUACGGCAUCCCUUCAGGAUCGGGCCGACGCUUUGGAGUCGCUGUCCUACUUGAAUGCUCCAGAGUUCGCGGUCCCUCUCGACGCUCCGGCCUUCACGUCUUCUCUACAACUUGGCACACUUCUCCUUUCGGCUACAUUUGCCGCCCACUCCAUCACGAAAUCCAAAUUCUGGAGUGAGAAGGUCUGAGUUUCUUUCAAAAAAUUAGUUUGCUAAAACGACCAUCCGAUUGAAAGCACAGCUGAAUUUUUAUUUUUCUUUCCCAUAAUUUUGUCAAAAUGUCUCAAAUGAAAAAAAGUUGAAAUUUUAAAUGCGAAGUAAUAUCAGAUUUUUUUAGUUUUAACAUUUAAAAUGUAAAUGUCUUAUAUUUUAAAAAGAGUAGAAUAAUUUGUAAUGAAAAAAAAAGAAAUAAAAAUCAAAGAAAAGAAUUGAUUUUUUUCCCCUAUAUUUAGGAAAAGAAGGUGAUUUUAUUCGAUUUAUUUCGAAACGCGUAUAAAAAGUUUUGACAAACGUAAUGAGCCGUUUCGCAUCCGUACCCGUCACAAAAUGUCGCGCAGCUAGAAGUCUGAUUUUUGAUUUUGAGUCGAACGACGGCGCGAACACGGACGUGCUGCCGACGGAGGGUUACUCGGUGGCAAGUCGCUUCGACGGCGCUGGCGGCGGUUGGGGGUCUGUUCAUUCUCCGACUGACAGGUCAUCUUGUGCUUCUGCAGCUACUCGGCCCAUUCCAUCGAAGCGAUACAGUUCAAAGUGUCCAAGGAAAUUCGACUCGUGGGAAUCGGCCUCUACGGCGGUCGAGGAGAAUACAUAUCCAAGUGAGUCAUAUCCUAGAGCCUGGCCGAGAAAGUUCAACUAACCAUCAAAAAAGUUGUUUCUUCCGAAUUGUAUAUUCAACCCAGUUCCAACUAUUCAAUUUUAAUAAUCGAUAACAAGAAAGUUUUCUUUUAACUUUUUAGAACGAGGAUAUUUGAAAAAGACACGUAUCAGAUUAAAGGAAAAAAGAAAUGUGUGAAUAUCAAUGUGAAAAUAGCCUUUGUAGCUUAAUUUCCUUUUUUUUCUAGCUCAACACCAAGGCUCUUAUAUCAUACUUAAAUUUGAAACUUCAGGUUGAAACUUUAUCGUUUAUUGGGAGAAGAUGCUGAUGAACUUUAUGUGGAGCAAGUCACCGAAACUGACGAGGUUUCAUAUUUUUCUAUUUUUUUUUUCUCCUACUUAGGGAUGUCGCAGACUCUUUACGAUUGCGGAGCUCACGAGACGGCAACUUUGCUCUUCACACAACCGAUCAUAAUACAGGCAAAUCAAUGGCACGUCGUUAGCGCCAAGAUCAGGUAGAAACGAUUUUUUCAAAUGCUGUUUUCGUCCCAAACACCUUUUUUUUGAGAAAAAGUUUUUUUUUCACAAAACAAGAAGAAUCUGUAGUCACUGUGAGUGUCGGAAAAAUGUGUCAUGAUGGCAUUCCUAGUAUUAUGAGAGGACACCUGGUAGAACGGCGUGUAUAAGUUGAUUUUCUAGAAAUUUUAAAGUUUUAUCUGAACAAAAAGGCAAUUUUCAUUUCGAAGAUCUCUUAAGAAGAGGCUCAAAAAAAUAUUUGCUUUUUGAAAAAAAUCUGUGAACAAAUUACAGAUUUUAGGGAUAACGUCUUUUUAGAAAAAAAAACGAAUUACCAAGAGAGCUAAAACAGGCGAUCACUGCUUCAAAAAAAGCAUCGUUUGGUUUUUUUGUAUUUGGUAAACAAGUCUUGACAAAAAAAUGGUGUUAUAUUUAAUUAAGCUAAGUGUAAAUAUUUUGAAUCAGAGUAGUAAUGAGUAAGGACAAGGAACAAAACAAUGAAUAAAGAAACUGAGUAUAUAACGCGCGGCCGUUUCUAGUCUUAAAGUGUACGGCAUAGGAGGUGACUCUCAUCAGCACUUUCCUUCUUGCAUUAGUUCAAAAAACGAAGAAAAGGAUAAUUUUGCGACUAUCUUAGGCGUGUAAAUAUUUAGAAGCCCAGUAACUUCCAUUGCGGAUUUUUUCUUGCAGUGGUCCUUCAUCUGACUGCGGCGCUGCGGGCAAGCCAAUCGUCGAAUGCGAAGGCGUCUCUUUCACUUUCCGCAACUCCGUCGUCUCUAACAACGGUACCGAUGUGAACGUUGGUCAGAUUCCCGAGCUCUACUACAAGGUUCGUUUUGGAAUUAUUCUUUUUCGAAAAGUCGAUGUCCUUCAGCUCAAUAACUCAACGGACGAGGACCGAAACGAAGAUUCUGUCAAACCAUUAGAUUUGUGAGUUCCAUUCCGACGUUCGUGGUUUUUUAAACACGAUUUCAGAAGUAUUUCGCGAUUAUUCUCACCGUCUUGCUUGGAAGACGUCACUCCGAACGUCUUGAGUGAUCUGCUCGCCGUUUUUGACUGGAGCGUGUCGAAGGUUCAGAAAGAAGGAUAUCAAGUUGUUGAUCCAAAAUUUUAGAUGUUGAACGACGUUGAGGAGGACGAACAGAGGUGCUGGAAGCGGGAAAGAGCCGCGUUUUUGGCUCUUUUGGCGAUGCGCUCACUCGGCCGCUACGUGCUCCGCGUCUACCCGGCCGGCUCUUCUGCCGACGUCGACGAGCCUUCUCUCGACUUCGCCAGCCGCGUCGUCCAGCUCCAUUCUGUUCUGCUCUCCUUUUUCGCUACCUCCUUCCUAACUUUCGAAGAGGUUCUUUUCUGAACAAGUUAGCUCCUUCUCUUUGAAAGCCAAAAAGUACUUCUUACUAUUCCGCAAUGCAUACGAAUGACGUUCAUCUCAUACUUUUUUCAUGUUUAUUAUUAACUAAAAACACGUAUCUAGUGAGUACUUUUGGAAAAAAAACAUGAAAAUAUGAGAAUCUCCAGCCUCACACACGAUAACGAUAGUGCAGAGGAAGAGAAGUUUUACAGGAGCACAAUAGACCGCUCUCCGGGACUAGCGCAAACUGGAAUAAGAUUUUACAGAAUUAUGCACAGCAACUUGUAAUGAAGGAGGCCAUCAAGCUGUUCGUGUCGUUGUCGCAUUGCUUCCUCGGAUCUCGGUUGAACUGCGGAAGUUGGAUUUUCAACGUCUUUGUUUUUGAAGGUAUCUGGUGAACUGCCACCUCGUGUCCGCCAUGACAGCGGGUCUGCAGUCGGAGUUCCUCACCGCUGCCGUCAUCGGAAGUCUUGCCAAGAUGGAUCUGGUAGUUCCGAGACCAGAUUCUCUCCAAAGCAGUCGUUUGCAGAUUGCCGAACUUCUGUUGAAUGUUUCUUAUGUCGAACGAUAUCCCAUGCUCAGCAUGCAGAUCAUCAAACACUUCGACAUCGACAAGGACAAUCUUACAACGCUGACUUCUUUCCAGAACGUCGUUCGCUUCCUCUACGAUCGAUGCUUCCAGCUUCAGCUCGUAAGAUCCAUAUAAUAAUAAUCAGAAACAUCAGCAUUUCCCAGACUAACAUCCACGACACGCCUUCCUUCGCUCAGGACAUUAUCGUCAAAAUAUCCCAAGAACUUGCGAUUCCAGACUUUGGCUCGGCACUCGGACCGACAGUUCACCACACAUCGUCUAGGUUUCCAGUCAGCAGCAAACUUCCUUCUAUUUUGGGUUCAAAUAGAUUCCGACGGCGGAGCGGUCAGACUAGCUGGGAGAUGGCUAAUGGCUCGGCGGAUGCCAUCGCUUUCCGAAUCGAUGCGGAGGGAAUCAGGCUUCAUGGUUUUGGCGUUUAUUUGACCGCUGAGAAGGAGAAAAGAACAUUUUCUGGCGAAGUUGAUUUGUUCUUACUACAAUGAGAAUCGUGUCAAAUUAGGUGUACAUGUUGACUCCGGAAGCCUCGGAGAAAUGGAGUUGUCUUUUCCGUGUAAACGUGGAUAUUGGAGCCGAGAACCAGGAAUGUGGCGUUAUUCGACUUCCGGAGCACGUUUUGCUCUCCCCCGGCGUGACCUACGCCGUCAAGCUUUGGAUGCCUAAAAACAGCAGGACGUUCUGCGGAGAAAGUGAGCGAUGUUACUUUUUUGGUCUGAAACGUUAGAAAAAAUUCUCUCAAAACAUUUCUAAUGGAAUUGUGAAGGGUACUGGUUUAACUGAAGCUUUUUCGAAUAACUCGCUCUUCAUAGUUUUUUUUUUUUCGAAAUUAUUUACAAGGGAGGUAGUUUCACUUUGCAGUUUGAAUUUUCUGAAAAAUUUUCCAAACGCUCUUUGUUUGCAUGCUGGAUUAAGAUGUCACAUCGCCUUUACCCGAGCAGCCUUUUAUUUUUGAAACAUUUUUUUUGCCUUCAAAACACUUUUUUGCGAACUCUCAGAAAAAAAAGCAACGUAAAGUGAUUCCUCUCGUGAGGUGAAAUUGUUCUUACAUGGAAGGUCAUUUUUGCGUAGGGUUUGGAAUUUUCUAUAAAUUUGCUCAAAGGAUCUUUGAUGGACUGGGAAUCGAUCCCACAUAGUCGCCAUCUGCGCAAACUUUUCGUUUUGGAGAUAUGAAUUUUCAAAGUUUUCAUCCUUAAACACGUGACACUGUUCGGAAGGAAUCUAUCCCCGCAACCAGUCAUUUCAUGGCAGCUAGGAGCGUAGUGCAGUGGCUAGCGCAGUAGCCGGCGUAGCCUAUGAUGAAGGUUCGAACGUUUUUGAGGCUCUCGAUUUUUGCCAUUAAUUUUUUUGACGGAUCAUGAUGAACAUGUCGAAACUUCAUAAAUAAAAACGUUCAAAACCUUUCGAUGGCCAUUUUCUUGCGAAAAAUAUCUUUUUCAACAAAAAUUUUUUUUUGAAAAAUUCUUGAAGUUGGGGCAUGCUUCACAUCAUAAAAAAUAAUUUUUCUUCAAAUUUAUUUGCAAAAACGUUUUAGACAACGAAAUUUUGGAGAAAAUCACUUUUAUUGAAAUAAAAAGGAAAUCUUCAAAAAAAAAAGUCUCUGAUGAAUUGAUGGUCGACCAGAACUUCAUGAAAUUUUCAAGAAAAAAUUUUUGUUGAAAAAGUUAUUUUCGCAAGAAAAUGGCCAUCGAAAGGUUUUGAAAGUUUUUAUUUAUGAAGUUUCGACAUGUUCAUCGGAUCAUAUCGGUCAAAAAAAUUAAUGGCAAAAAUCGAUAGCCUCAAAAACGUUCGAACCUUCAUCAUAGGGUACGUCGGCUACUGCGCUAGCCACUGCACCACGCUCCUAGCUGCCAUGUCAUUUGACUGGUUGCGGGGAUAGAUUCCUUCCGAACAGUGUCACGUGUUUAAGGAUGAAAACUUUGAAAAUUCAUAUCUCCAAAACGAAAAGUUUGCGCAGAUGGCGACUAUGUGGGAUCGAUUCCCAGUCCAUCAAAGAUCCUUUGAGCAAAUUUAUAGAAAAUUCCAAACCCUACGCAAAAAUGACCUUCCAUGUUAGCUCUUCAGAUUAGUUCAAUAUAUAAAUGUGGAAAAACAAAAUUUCAUGAAUUCGAAGCUACACUGACAUUGAACUCCACUCGAAUUCCAAUGUUAUAAAAGGUAGAAGUAAUAAUUAGGGAAACUGAAAAUUGAGAUGAUCUAUUAUUUAUUCGCAGAUGGAACGAACCAACUGCGUCUUUGCGACGGGACGCGUUUGUUCUUCUCAGGCUGCUCCCUCAGUCAGAAUGGAACGACCGUCCAGCGAGGCCAGAUCCCCUUUCUGCUCUACUCCGUGACGGAACGCAGCGUCAAUUCGCAGACGACGCAAGACAAACUGCACGAGUCGUACCUGCUGCUGUUGAGGCUGUUGUCGAACAAAAUAGGCACAUGCGCUAACUCGGGAGCCUUGUCAGACUGUGCACGGUCUCUCGUGUCGCGCAUCUCUGCCCAUGUCAUGGUCUUUAUGGAGUUGUUCCCUCAGAAGUGCCUCGAGAUAAUGGCGACUCUGGAGCCUCUCAUUCCUCUCGUGUCCAAUCUCAACGCCCUCAACAAGGUACUACAAGAAGAUAUAAUAUCCAUAUCAGUGAAACAGUAGUUGUUUUUUUGAAAGUCAGGGGCUUCUUUUUCAAAUAAUCCAAAAAAAGAAAUUUUUUUCUGAAAUUAUAUAUUUAUCAGAAUUGAACGCGAAUUUUGUACGCUGUUUGUAUGAGUGUUUGUUAAAAUGAAGGAACUUGUGCUAGAAAACUAUAGUCUGUCCGGAUUUGGAAUUUCAAGCAGCAAACUCCGCCCCCAACAACUCUUUGUGAAUGGAUAGCUCUCUGAUUGGUUUGAUCUACGCAUAAGGGCGGAGUUUGAGCGAUGGCUUUACAUUCAAAAUCUGAACAAACUAUAAUAUAAGAGAUGAUUCUACGAAUCCUUGACUUCCAAUUUCAUGGUCUUUUUUCAAAGUGUUAAUGAAAAACGAAAAUUGCAGGCCAGUACAAUCAGCGCGUCUUUUUCGAAAGAUAGUCAACUGUGUGAGAAACCUUCUAUCCCGAUUGUUGUGGAGAGUCCCCAUCCUUACAAACCGAAUUCCUUGUUUUCCAUGGUAGAAUUGCACUUUUGCCUUUUUUCAUUUUUUUUUUUCUAUUUCGGGUUGUUGGAUUUGACGAACCAGUGGACUUUAUGUGCAUCCGUUUCUCACCGAACUGCGAAACUGUCCAGUUCGACGAUCAGCUCUCUAUUUAUCUAGGCGUCGAUCGGAACUGCUACAUUCCCAUCGAAAGGUGGGCUUUUCGUUCGUUUUCCAGUUUGAGAACGUCUUCACAGGUGCUAUGGAUCGCAGGACUGGCCGAGCUAUCCAAUAUUCCUGCCAGGAAACUCGCUUUGGUUCGUUCUCGAGACGGCAGCUCCGGUCGAGGGUGCCACAGUCGAGCAAGUGCGUCUUUUCCUCUCUCGAUAUCACUCAGGAGCUUUCUCAGAUGUAUGGUUUCCAACUGACGGUGACAGGAUACCCAGCCUCGAACAGGGACUCCGAAAUGCGUGUCGAGCAGGAACUCGUUUGGCUGUCUGCCAACGCUUGCCGCAUCAUGACUCAGGCAAUACCUUUUUUGAAGAUACUCUAGGUUUUUUUUUCAGCGACCUACAACAUUCACAAAUUGUUUCUACCUGCAAAAAAAAUUUUUUUGGUAUUCUCCGAAAGUAUAGGAUGCUUGGCUCAUUUUUGGUCUACUUGUUGUAAGAAUAACGCAAGAAUUUUCUGGAGAAAAUCAAAAAAAAAAAAAAUGAACCGAAAAAUCGAAUCUUUCUUUUUUCAGCUUCCUGUCAAUCCGAAGAACAUCGAGCACCUUUCUUUAGCGGAAGAGGACACCCGACAUCUCUUCGAAAAACAUGGAAGUUUGCUGAAAAAGGGCCUGAGCCUCAACCACGUGCCGACACUCAAUGAGAUCAUCGUGAAAGGACAACCGCCACCGGCACAGUCGGCCGACCUUCAGUUCCUCCGAGAAUUCCUGUCCGGUCACUGCAGUUCUGCCGCCGGCUUCUUGGCUCGUUGGCUUCCUACCGGCUCGGUUGUAGAUCCGAGUCGCUGCCAGAUAUCUUUCUCCCAUGAAGAAAUGGUUGUUGGAAGGUCGACACGCAUCAAGCUUUCGUGUAGAGACCAGUUUGAGCAAGAAGUCGAGUGUCCGAACAUCGUAGUGGAGGUGCUGAUGACGCUCUCGUCAAACUUCACAAAUACCACUAGGAACAUCGCUUCCGAAUCGUUGCCCUCGACUCUUUUGAUUCAUCAGAAUCCUUUCCAACCGAUAAUCGUUAACCACGCCAAGUACAUGAACAUCUGUGCGAUGCCGGCCUUUGCCAACUACUCGGCAGAGGAAAUUCGCCUCGGUCACAUGAAAGAAGAGUUGCUCAAAGAUCGCGUUACUCUGAAACACCGCGCCAAGUCCGUAUUUGUCGGCUCGUGGGUUCCCUCGACCGCUGGAACUUAUCGAAUAGAGUGCAAAGUGGAUGGAUAUGAAAUUUCGUACACUUACAACGUCGAGGUGAUUGAUAAGGAGCACGUCGUCAAGGCAGAGAAGGCGUGGCGAAGAGGCGCGACGCUGACGACGGCACAAUGUGUCGUCGUGCCCUUCACUUGCCACUUCAGCGGCGUCCGCAUGCGAAUCGGCACGACUCUCUCUUCGACGUGCGUCGGCGUUGUUCCACGAGGUGCCGUCAUCGAAUACAUCGAGGAGAGCGAGAACGAAGACGGCAAAUGGAUUCGUUUGACUGAUGAGACUGCUCUUCUUUAUGGUCAUUCUGGAACCUCAGAGCAGGUGAUUUCGUGCCUAAUUAUUUUCAAUGUUUCCUUCAAGGUAUGGUGUAUGGCUUAUCAUCGGCCUUUGCGACGCGAACUCAUUCCGCUUGGGGAUCCUGAAAAGUCUCAAGAUCGUUUGCAAAAAGUGCGAAAGAAGCCGGAAAAAUUGAGCGAAUCGGAAGGCCGGUAUCAAAAUGUCUCUAUGGAUGCUAAGGAGGUACGAGUUGUAUCUAUUCUUGGGACUGGCUGAUUUCAGACGUAUAAUGUGCCGGCUCAUGACAUCCUUCAAGUCUUCUCGCAACCUAAUCCAGACCACAUUAUCCAAAACGAAAAGGUUGGUUGUAGUUCGCCCUCUCAGAGAAUCCGAUAAUUUUUGUUCAUACAAUGUUAUUUUAUAUUUUCUGGCAACCGUAGCUUAUGGUGUGGGUGUGGCUAUUUGACAUUCUGACAGAAACUCCAGAUAUGACUAAUAACCUGGAAUGCUUUCUCGAAUUUACUGAAAAACUCUUUUCUAGCGCCUCUUUGAGCUGUUUUUUGUUUUUUUUUUUUGCUGUCUCUCAUCGAUCCUUCUUUUCAAUUUAUCAGAUUCUAGGUUUUUCUAAUAUUUUUGGUCGAAAAGUUCGCUAAAAUUUUCUUUUGAGCCACUUUCAAAGGUCUGUGAAAACAUUUCAUUCAGUUUUGACAUGUAGUCAGCAUGAAGCUUUUUUUUUUUGACGCAAAGUUAACAGUUUGUACCAGAAGGCAUUUUAAUAAGUAAAAGAAUACGCCUUCGAAACGCUGAAUUUUCGCUCUAUCAGAUUUGCGGACCACGCGAGCUAGUCAGCAGCGGAUGGAUUAGCAAUACUCACGGAGUGUGGAUCAAAAUUGCUGGAACUGAAAAAUACGUCCUUCAAAAAGAUUCUGAAUCGGCUGAAGACGUGGAGAGCCCCCUUAGUUUUUCAACCAAUGGAAAUGAAGAGGAAGAGCGUCAGAUGAAAGUGUCGUGAGUGGGAGUUCACUGUGCGCUAUGUUCAUAUCUUGGUCCAGAACGACGCUUCCAGUUGCUCUGCCGCCCUCAGUCGCCGACUGCGCCCGAGCCGUCUUCGCCGCGUUCGUCUGGCACGAACAUUUGGUCAAAGACGCCAUGGCGGCAGCCGCUUAUCUCAAGUUCCAUCAAAACCUUCAUAAGGUGAGAAUCGACUUCUAUCUACGUAAUUAUGGGCAUCUGAUAUGCCAAAUUCUUCACUUCUAAGUGUAUUUAAACUGGAAAUCAUGAAUGAUGAGCAAAAUGGAAAUUUCAAAGUGAAAAUUUUUUAUUUGUGGAAAACCAUCGAGCUAUGAGUUUCCUGAAGCUUUGUGGAAAUCUUAAAGCGAGAACUUAUUGCUCGUUCGAGUUUGAGCAAUGAAAUAUAAUUGCUGAGAAUGCAUUCCAAUGCGUAGCCGGUUUGGGUAUUUAAAUUGACGAUAGGAAAGAAGACCCAGCGUCAGAGCAAAAUUUGCCUUUUCCUAGGUCGAAAUUUUUAAUAAAAAGUCAUUUUAUCUUAAAAUGCCUAAAACGCCUCUAUCUGAUGUAAAUAUUCAAUAUUUUUGUUUAUGUGAAUAAAGUUGGCUAUAGAAACGAAUCGAGAAAAGGUAUGGCGAUACUCCCUGAGGUAUUCCGAAAGGUCUGAAGUCGAAAAAUUAUUUCACGAGUAUAUCUCUGAGAACUUGAAGCAAAAUGGGACAGACUUGAGGUAGACUCUCAAGGACGGUAUUUCUUAGAGAUAUCUGAACGGUUGCUGGAAUUCUUACGCAUAUUAUUACGUUUUCACGAUGCAAUUUGAAAGGUUGAGUUGUGGACAAAUUACGGUACACUUCUGAUCAGCCUGUGCAGGUCGAAAUAAUGCCAUAAAAUAUCAAACUAAAUUAUAAGUAUUCUCUUUGAAGAUUUGGUUUUCCUGCGACAGCCUCGCCCCUACAAACGCCCCGGCGGCUCUGCAGCCAAUCGUCAAGCUGUGGCGCGAGAUUUGCAACGUCGUCGAGGCGGUCGUCGACCAGCACCUCAUCAUGCCCCCAGUCACCAACAAGGCUAUUCUUACCGAGUCUUUCAAGGUUGUCCAAAUCAGUCAAUAAAUCCCACAGCGCAUUAUUUUUUUUCAUAAAGUCUAGGUAUCUUUAAACUCGAUCGAUCAUGUGUUUUCAUGAGUUUCGGUUGAUAAUCAAAACGAUUUUUUUUAAAUUUCUGUCAAAGCUAGAAGAUUUUUUUUAGAUUUUUUAAAUGUUUGAAUAACCGAAAGAAUUUUAAAUAUCAAUUUCCUUAUCGAGUAAGUAGGAUAUACUUGUUUUGGGCACAGUUUUCGCGAAUUGAAAGUUGACGUGUUUUUUUUUUCAUGUUUCUCUGAUCUCGCCUGUUAGUGAACAGGAGACAUUCGAGAAUUUCUAUGUCGCGGCGAACGGACUUAAAAUGUGUGAAUUUAAAUAAAAGGCUCCAGAGUGGACAUACUCACUUGGUGGAAAUGAUUGGAGUUCAGCCCGGAGGAGACUGCGAGCUGUGUGACGUGUCUUCAAAGUGCCGCUGGCGGUUCACCUGCGAAUGGCCCACCCCGGAUGUGGCGGAGACUGUCAAGGCUACGGCUACAACUCCAACGGCAAGUUCACGACCGGCUGGUCCGGCGAGUGUGGCAGCGGAGGCCGAGGCGCCUCUCCUUGGUAUCUUCUGUGCAACGUUUGUCGAUCGCUUUACCUCCGCAAGACGCCUGCGGGACAUCAUCAGGUUCAUCCUUCACAGCCACAAUGAGCCGUAAUGGGAUCUGUAGGAAAGGACUCGUCGAUGGAGAGAGUUCCGAGUCUCAACGAUAGGAUCUGAAGCGAGGCCUGAGAUCAUUAUGAAACAAAACGCGCUGUUUCUACUAGAUUUAAACUCGAGUUUGGAAAAUGGAUCUAAGGUUUGCCGCUUUUCAGCUACAUUUCUGAAAAAGGGUUCAGAACUCGUCGACGGCCACUUCUGGAUGGACCAUCAAUUUGUUUCCUACGCAUUCCAGUACACCUUCAACGAUGCCGCGGACGAAAGCCGAGGUUAUUUCUAGAAGUCUCCCACAAAAAUGUUUUGUUUCCAGCCGGAUACCUUGUUUGCCCGAUCUUCCUACAUGGCGCAAUCGUUGACAAAGAAUGGACAUUCCUCGGAUCCCGGCCCGAAACUCGGAUUCCUCGGAUCUUUCCCGAACAUUUCUGUCAAUCAAACUGCUUCGUUGUGUAGAAAUAACGUGGCUCAAGACGUUCCGCCCCAUGAAGUUUCAAAAUUUAACAUUCUGGAGUUUUAUGGUUCUUCUCAGGUUCUUCAAUCACCUUCAGCAGCUUUGCGGACUCUCUUUUCACAGAAAAAUCCUUCCAUGACCGUCCUUUUGAAGCAGUCAGUGUUGGCUUUCUGUGUCGAGCAUCAUGACUUGAAGAGGUCUUCAUAUUUCUUUUUCACUUCAGUCUUAGAAGCUUAGCGUAUGAAAUUCUCUUGUCGAACUAUUUGGCAGUAUUUGAGAUUUUUUCAUCUGGAUACUUGAAGCAAGAUUCAGUGAAUGAAUAGAAACGGCUCCUGUGAGCAAUCGAAAAAAGAAGAGAAAAAAUGCUUCAAUUUUUUUAAAAAUUUUUUAGAAUCCGAGCGGCUUGCGUACAGAGUGUUCGUCGAGCAGUGUCUUUCGCUCACGCCUUCAGAGUCUGGAAUUGGCUUCUUCGGCUCGUCUCCUCAGAGAACAGGUUUUGUCGGGACAUUGCACAGGUAAAAAAUUUCGACGCUCUACAGCGUCUCCGACAUCAUUCUACAAUAUCUGAGCACCCUUUCCUCCUAUAACCGGCUUUCCGAGUACUGUUACUCAGCCAAGAGGUCCGCGAACGUCCUUCCUCAUCCCUGGCGGCUUUGUUUCCUAGCUGGCCCUAUUGCUGGUGAGUCGAAAAUGGGAAACCGAAGAGUUAAUACGAUUGCAGGCCAAAUGGUCGGCCAUUUGCACGCGUUUCUCUACACGGUCUCUGUGAUUCUUCAGUCUUCGGGCGUCGAUGGCCGACUUCGAUCUCUUUGUUUCAACGCCUGGACAUUGCAGCUGACCGCACAGGAGCAAGUGAGAAUUUAUUUUUCGUUUAAAGUUGGAAGAUUGGUUUCGAAGAAGACAGAGUUGUUUUUUUUUGUUUGGAGAAAACAUAUAUCUCUUAAAAGCCUUUGAAAAAGUAUCAGUAAUAUCUGAACUGCUUACGUUAAUUUAAAGGAUUUUUUCACGAAAAUUUUUUUCGAAAAUUUCAAAUAAGGUUUGACACAUUAUAUUUAUUCAAUACGAUUCGACUUUUCGUAAUUGUAAAAUGUCGCGCCUGUUCCGUAGGACUUGUUGAUUCUAACGUGCAACAUCCUCGCGACGGUCGGCACUGUUCUGUCCGACGUGUCGAUGACGGAGCCGUCGCGGAUAGAGAGGGGCGGAGUCAACCUGAAGGAGAUGCGCGACGUCUCCGAUCUGGUGAAGAUCGAGGCGAGCAGUCGUCAGGCGAUGGUCGUCUGUCUCACCGACGGAAGCGCCGAAACUUUUUGGGAAAGCGGCGACGAGGUGAGUUUAGUUUCAAACGCACAGUGAAAUUAAGACUUUUGAGAAACUAAGAAAGAGUUAUCUUGGUUUUCCCUCUACGAAAAUAUUAUACUGCUUAUACAGGAAGUUUUUGUAUCUAUUGAAAGAUUUUUAAAACAAGUUAAAAAUUCAACACCAAUCAUUGACUCACUUAGAAACAAAACAAGGAUUGACAUUCGUCAUUUAAAUCCUUCGCUAAGGCGUAUUGUAGAAAUGUUGUCAUGUAUUUCUCGAAAAUCACAGAAAAAGCAGGGUUUGUUUGACAUUGAAAAGAGGUCAUUCUGAAAGAUAUUGAAAAUUGGAAGUAUAUUUGAAAACGUGUGAGAAUUCAGGACAAGUCCCGUGUUAGAACACUGACUGUCACGAUGGACGGCGACACGGUGACUGGUGUUUUGUUGGCCCUUUUCGUGGACAACGUCCGUGAUGAAAACUACCGCGUCACCUCGGUUUCUGUUCGAGAAAUUCAGAGUGACGGCACUCGCAGAGAACUCCUCACCCAGUACUUAGAGCCGGUAAACGCGAAAAACGAGAAGAUGAUCAUUUUUUUGUUCCAGAACUUCUGUGGCUGGAUCAAAACGUGCGUGGCCAACGUCAAACAAGUCCAAGUUUCUAUCAAGGGAGUUAGUCCGUCUUCGAGGAUACGGCAGGUAUCUUAAAUACAAAGCUUUACAGUACCAAAAUUACUUCAAAUGUUAAAAAAAAGGGUUUUUACAAAAAAAAAAGCUCCUAAAGUUACACCAGCAUAACAAUUAUUAAACAACUUGCUAAGCAUGAACUUUUUCCAAGAGAAAAAAAAAGUCGAAAUCAGAGCAUUUUGCGAAAUAAUACAAAUAGAGAUGUUCUUGAGGCUAUCCCGAGACCAAUUGUAUUGAAAGAAAAGAAGAAGGUAGUGAAAAAAGUUUUCAUGGAAGUAAGAAUAGAAAAGCUUAACCCUCAGUUGAUUUGAAAAUAGUAUAAAAGUCAGAAAAAACAUUUUCUCAAAAUGGAAGUUUGAUUGUAGCUGGCCGUGUUGGGAUUCGCUCCGAAGUCGUCGCAAUCGCAGACUUUGCCGCCGUCGAUAUCGCACCACUUGUUGUUCAGCAACACGCAGCGCGACGCGUUCGCCCUUUUCCAGGCGAUUUCUUCGCAGGCGUUCUGUGGCGAGUUGUCCGAGGACGAGACUUUGCGCGAGCGCGUCAUCGACCUUCUCUUCAGUCGUGUCCAGCUGUACCCCUUGCAGAACUACGUCAGCACGCAAGUCGUUCAGGCAAUGGAGAAGUUUCCCCCUGACUCAAGACGUCAUCUUUCUGGAUUCUUUUCAGAGAGGUCGAUCUCCUCUGUUCGCAGGCCAAACGCAACUACUCUUACUGUUGUGGUCUCAUGGGCUUGCUUGUGCGUAUUUGCGAUGCGCGAGGCUCUUCGGAACUUUUUUCGCAAAGAAGUUCUGUCCUCACAUCCAUCACACAGUUACUCACCUUUGCUCCUCUGGUAAGGAGACCCCCUGAGCUUGAAUGAUAUUGGAACGCAGGUUGUGCAACGACAAUGUCUGAAUUCGAUUGAGUGCGUCCUCGGGUCGUUCCAGCCGUCCAAUGUAGAGGUAGAAUAUAUGAAUACCGCUUUAAAAACGACAUGAAAUGAUUAAAAAGGUGUGAUUACUCCUAGGCGCCAUGAUUUAGUUUAAAAAAAAAAGUAAAAAGUAAGUUAGGACAAAGAACGAGAAAUGAAAAUGAAAAAAUAUCAAAAGUCAGAAAGUAAGCAAUAAAGAGGAUAAGGAUAAGUUUUUGAUCUGUACCGCAAAUUGCAAUUGUGAUGGGAUGAGUCCAAUUUUGUCAUUUUCGAGAUAAGAAAAUUGUUUUGUAACACUUUGUUGAUGUCUUUUUCAUAAGACUGAAAGUCAUUCCAGCAGAGGAUUCUGUUUUUGACGAGAUUGAUUAGAUCUUUAAUGUCGCAAUGGUUUUUUCGAGAAGAAGUUCUAGAAAUCUAUCAUCCGUUCUAUGGAUUUUCUGAUUUGAAGAAAAUAUCCGAAUUAUGUCCUAUAUUCCGGAAAACGUAGGUUUUUCGUGUGGAUAUUUAAAAUGAUGAAAGUCACCCGACAAAAAAACAUUUUUCAGAUUCCGCGAAUACUCAGGAAUAUGUUGAUUGUGGUGGGGAAGGUGAUUCAACUGCAAGUUCGCGACAAAGCGGCGCACGAAGUCAACACCGUCUACCUUUGUGUGAGAAACUGGAGAAAGUACACUCAAAUAAAGAUGGAUUUCAGAGCUCUGUCAAAAAUGCGCCUCAAGGGUGGAGAGUGGACAGAGCGACGGAGUACGAGAUUGGACAGCGAACUGCUCAGUUGAUAUCCAGGAUUUGGUGGGUAUAGGCCAAGUUCUCUCCGCAUUAGCUUGCCAAUGAUUGGAUGGCCUCGGGGAAAAAAAAUAGAAAAAUAUCUUCAUCGUACACAUGACACUUCAGAAAACACCAAUCCAAGAGACAAACGGCAAGAAAUACAGCUUUUUUCGAAAAACACAGUACAUAGACAUUCUUGUUGUUUAUACUUGGAGCACAAACUUUUUACAGCGAAGGAGCCUUCUCCGGCGACUGGGCGGAAGCUUUGAAAACAGAACUCGCCAAUUGUCUAGUUCUCAUCGUGCAAAUGUCUGAUUCGCUGUCGUCGACCCACGUCGAAAAUCAAAACCUCUCGAUUGUUGAGUCGAAAUAGUGAGGAGCCUUCCCUCGUUUCUGAGCUCUCUCUUUUCAGUUUCUGGCUGGCUAUAUCCGCUUUGGCUUUGAUAAAAAAUAAAAGCUGGCUGGAGUUGUCACGGAAAUGGCGAUCGAUGCAACAACACAAAGAAGAGGAGUCGCAGACGCUCUGCGAAAACCACGACGACGGUCACACUGUGGCUCAAGUGAGCACCUGAGGGUUUCCGAGUAACGUCUCCUUCUACAGGUCUUCUGUUUGGCGUGUGAGACGUCGUUGUGCAAGGAGUGUUUCACGGUGAUGCACCUCCACAAGAAGAACCGCAGCCACGGCGUCAAGACCUUGGUUCAGUCGACGACGCAACUCGAAGUCAACGUCCAUCAGGGCUGCGCUCGUCUUCGACUCUCCAACUUCAUGGUUUGUCCUCACCUACAAAACGUUUCAUUCUAGCUUUGUAAUCAUGUAGUCAAACGACGGGAUAUUUCUUCAAAUGGAUUUUUAUAACUUUUGGUUAAUCGUAGUAUUUACGUCUAAUUAAGUUUAGUUUCAGACGUUCAACUUCACUUUAAUGCUUCAUCGAUUCCCAUUUUAAUUUGAACGCGAAUGGAGCAAAGUUGAAGGUCAAAUUUGGUUAGAGCUCUAGUUUUCUUUAGUUUAUAGAAAAAGCUGAAGAGAAAGUUUUCAGCACUAUUCUGGAGCAAAACUUGAAUUGUUUGAUUAACUCCUCAAAAAAACUAAACAAAACACUACUGUUCAUAAGAUAUUAUUGUUUUCAAAGAUUCUAAUUGUCUCAAGCUAAAAGAAUCAUAAGAAAAAACAAAUGAGGCAUACCUUCAUUAUUGUGAAUAAAAUUCCUAUAAUUCCUUUUUGGUUAUUUAGGUUUUGUUCCACGGAGAGUUUCUCAACGGAAUGGUGGAGAUUUCGCGCGAAAACUUCUUUCCCGAGGCAACCACUUCGACGGUUCAGUCGGCACUUGCCGUUGGCCAGAGCUGCAGGUUUUGCGGCAACGCUGUCGAUUCUGAGUUCCAGGUUAACAGUGCAUUUCCAACUUUCCUGUGAAAAUGCUUUGCUCAGAACUUGGAGGGAACUUGCAAUCACGAGGACUGUCUCAGCUACGCUCAGCACGCCUGCCUCAAAACUUUGCCUUGCACUCAUAUGUGCGGCGGAAUCAAAGGCGAAACUGAAUGUUUGAAUUGUCUCCAUUGCAACAGCCAAGGUUAGAAGCUGUGAAUCCAGGGGAAAGGACAGAAUUCGCAGGCGCGAAUCAAGACGGAGACGACGUUUGCGUCGUCUGCUUCACUGAACGGCUCGGAGCUGCGCCGUGCGUUCGACUUCGUUGCGGCCACUUGUUCCACUUCCAUUGCAUGCGUUCCGUUUUGCUGCGCCGCUGGAACGGGCCGCGCAUCUUGUUCCGCUUCAUUAACUGUCCUCUGUGCAAUCAACAGGUUUUAAUUUAUCCACAUUUCUGUUAAAAAUUCAAUAAGUUUAUUUUUCUUUCUUCCAUUAAUUUUUAAAAAUUUAUACUUUCCACAAAUUUUAUUAAAUUAAUCAGUAAACUAAAUUUUAUCUUUCAAUAAAAUAACAGAAAAUUUUUAGAAAAUUGCAGCUCUAAACUGAUAAAAUUAUUGAAGGUUCGUUUUUUUUGCGUUUUUUUUAAUGAAACAAUGUUGGAAUUUUUUGAAAAGGUAAAAGGAAUCGAAUAUCUGGGAGGAAAAAUAAUUUCACCUCCUAGUAGACUCAAUCGUUAAUUUCAGCAACUAAAUACCCUUUUUGCGAAUUCUAUGAGUCAUUUUCAGAUCGACCACCCAGGGCUGGCCGAUUUGAUGGAGCCAGUGCUUGCGAUUCGCGAAGAAGUCGUUCGCAAGGCCAAGAUGCGACUCGAGUACGACGGCCUUCUGUCUUCUCCGGCACUGACGGAUCCGCUCAGGUCCCUCUAGUUCCAGUUCCUCGUUCUCAUCGACUUUUGUUCAGCGAAUAUUUCAACCAACCUGAAGAAUAUGCUCUCGACCGCUACAUGUACGUGUUGUGCCACAAGUGCAACAAGGCUUAUUUCGGAGGAGAGAGUCACUGCCAAAAUGUGAGUAGCCGCUUCACGGAGCGCACAUAAACUCAUCUUUCAAAGAAUGACGAAAAAAAGUCUCAGAAACUCUUCAAGUCGUUUCGGCUCUUUUCUUUCUUACUUUAAAAAAUUGUUUUGUUUCAAAUUUUAAAGCUCGGAAUUUUUGGCUGAAGUCCUUUAGUUUCUUUUUUUUCGCUUACAGAUAAAAUGGAUGUAUUACACAAACGCUCACGAUUUCUCAAGGUUUUUCUUAAAUUACUAGUUUUUCCGAUAACGAAAAACAGUGAUUUUUGGUCAGAGCAAAAAAAUAUAGUUGUGAUGAAGCCAGUCUGUUUGAAAAGUUAAAUGAGAAACUUUUUUUUGGCUCAAAAUAUACCGUUAUUUAGUUUUCCCGUUCUUUCGAGAAAAAAAUAUAUCACAAACAUUCAUGACUUUUUUAUCUUCGAAAUAAUUGACAAGGGUGAUGGCGAAAUCUUUCAUUUAGUCAUUUCGAGAAAUCGUUGCUUUCAGGCACUCGACACGUCUCAGUACAAUCCGGAGGAACUCAUCUGCGGCGCCUGUUCCGACACGAGCGGCUUGCAGAUCUGCAACCGACACGGCGCCGAGUUCCUCGAGUACAAAUGCCGGUUUUGCUGUUCGAUUGCAGUUUAUUUCUGGUUUGUUGUGUUUACGGAUAGUUGAGAAUUUCAUUUGAAGUUUACUAGUUUUUUUUUUUCUGUAGGUCGUAGUUAUUUCAGUUAUAGUAAAAAACUUUGUUAUUUUUGUUGAGUUUAGAUCAUGUGAAAUGGAUUGAGCAAAAGCGUGCAGAGGCAAAUCGGAGAGGUACCAUAAUGUGUCCACAAAUAUACCUCUCAAAAUGAAUCUUGAACAUCUCAUAAUAUAUCCAACGUGAGACCUCCAGCAACCUCUCUCUUUCUCUCUGAGACAUACCGUUUUUGAGAGUCUACCUCAAGUCUACCCCAUUUCUUGAGAGAAAAUCUAUAUUAAGUGAUAAAAUUUUAAAUGUUGGUAAAUUUAAAACGAAAGCGUGGUUAGAAAGAUUGCUCACUCUUAAAGGAAAUAAUCGAUUAGACAAAACUCAUUAUGAUUCUACAUUAUUUUAUCACUUAAUAUAGAUUUUCUCUCAAAAAAAAAAAGUAUAGACAGAGAUUCCAGAAUUUUUCGAAUUUUUGCGAAUGGUAAAUACACUGCGCGUCAUAGUUAUGGACGCACCCCCAUUUUUGCAGUUUUCAAAAGAUAUUUUGAACUUCCUGCAAGCAAACCUAUUUUAUAAUGAACCUUAGCUGAAAUAAAUAACAUUGGAAAGAGAACUACAAAAGACUCAGUCCAAAAAAAUUUUAAAAUUCGUCAAAAUUAGUUUUUUGACCGCGUCAUAAUUAUAGACGCACCCUGGGUCAGGGCUCAUUUUUUUAGUUUUGUUGGAACUUUUCGCUUUUUCUUUUUAUUUUUUUGAAGAAAAAAACUAAAAUUAGUAGGAGGCCACAGCAUUUUAAGUAAUUUUGAAUCAAGCAAUUUCAUUUACAAACCAUGCGAAAAGCGAAAAAAAAUCGAAAAUUUCAGAAAAAAUGGUGUCUUCUGGAAAUAUCAGAAAAUUUAUAUCGGAGUUUGCGCAUUAAAUUUUCAAAUUACUUUGUUUUGAACAAUAACUGAAAAUUUAAAGAGGAAAAAAUGCUUCGGCGGUACGAAAAAUAUUUGAAUCAGGUGGAUUCACUGUUCAUAGGAAACCUGGCGUUAUUUCAACCGACCUAUUUCUCGAAUAAAAAUUUUGCCAUGAGGUUUCUUGGUGACGACAGCAUACAGAAAGUAUUUUGCAAAUUUUGAAUGUUUUUCGACCAUCUGGAAGUUCUCUGUUUUCUUUUCCGGAACCGAUUUCCAAAACAGAAAAAAGAGCAAAACUUUGCUCGUUUGGAGGUCCAUUAACUUUCUUUAUUUUUAUGUUUCCAAUGUAUGAAAAACAGUAUAUGAUCGAAUUCACGCCAGUUUCGAGUAAAGUUAACACUUUCUUGACGGAGAAAAGAAAUGGUGAGGGCAAAAAUGCCCUCGAUUUGCAUAAAUAAGAAGUUUCAUUUUUCUUCUAUUAACACGGAAUGAACCAAUACCAAUAAGGAUAAUUAGCUGUAAACUUUUUAAGUAAACCUCAGGACAUUGUUGUUACCAAAAAACCUCAUGCCAAAAUUUUUAUUCGAGAAAGAGGUCGGUUGAAAUAACGCUAGUCGUCCUAUGAACUGUGAAUGCACCUGAUUCAAAGAUAUUUUUCGUACCGUAGAAGCAUUUUCUUGUCUUGAAAUUUUCAGUCAUUGUUCAAAACAACGUCAUUUGAGAUGUUCAUGUGCAAACUCAGAUAUAAAUCUCCUGAUAGUUUCAGAAGAGGUAGAUUUUUCUGAAACUUUCGAUUUUUUUCGCUUCUCGCAUGGUUUGAAAAUAAAAUUGCUUGAAUCAUGUUUACUUAAAAUCCUGUGGCCUUCUACUUACUUGAUUGUUGAUUUAAAAUCAAAAAGAAAAGCGAAAGUUCCAACAAAAGUAAAAAAUGAGCCCUGACCCAGGGUGCGUCUAUAAUUAUGACGCGGUCAAAAAACUAAUUUUGACGAAUUUUAAAAUUUUUUUGUACUGAGUCUUUUGUAGUUCUCUUUCCAAUGUUAGUUAUUUCAGCUAAGGUUUGUUAUAAAAUAGGUUUGAUUGCAGGAAGUUCAACAUAUCUUUUGAAAACUGCAAAAAUGGGGGUGCGUCUAUAACUAUGACGCGCAGCGUAUAUUGUUUUGGCGCUGAAUUUUAACUAUAUCUUGGAAAUUGAGCUUCGGGACGACACAUUUCUGCGCGCAAUGCCACGACGACUUCCAGCGACUGAUGGCUCUUCCGAAGAGCCAACUGCCGCCGUGUCCAGUCGGUCCACGCGCGAUGCCUCUCGAGGAGGGCCCAUGUCCUCUGAAGAUCGCCCAUCCUCCGACUGGCGAAGAGUUCGCCAUGGGAUGUGGCAUUUGCCGAAAUAUCAGUACUUUUUAG